This is a messenger RNA of Musca domestica (house fly), 1107 nucleotides long. RefSeq names its product GATA zinc finger domain-containing protein 1. The record is from RefSeq and is a predicted model, not a curated record. Gene Ontology annotation, biological process: chromatin organization. The coding region runs from base 165 to 1007 and encodes 280 amino acids. The transcript is spliced from 3 exons. Gene Ontology annotation, cellular component: nucleus. Lineage: Eukaryota; Metazoa; Arthropoda; Insecta; Diptera; Muscidae.
UUUUGUAAUUAUGCCUCUUACACCAUUCGUCAUUUGCGUGUAUAUGUGAAUGUCAAAACAUCUUUGGAUUUCUUUUGGUCUUCGAUUAAAUUGGACAAAAUCGAGGAAAACAACAGAAUUGUCUAUAAAAUUUGUAUUCGUACAAUUAAUUAAAGCAUAUUCCAAUGCCUCCGAAAGUAACACCAACCUGCGUCGAUUGUAAAACGACAGAAUCGCUUUUGUGGCGCACAGUUGAGAAUGGACAAAUAUGCCUGACCUGCAGUGAAUUGCGUGAGGAAAAAGAAGCCACGGAUGAAAACAAAAAUGUGGAUAGUACCAGCGCAGAGCAAGACAAGAAUAAAAAACCCAACAAAGACGUAAAGGAAGAGAAGAAGGAAGCUGCAACGACAUCAACAAUAGAGGACAAAUGUUCUCGCCUAAGAAAAAGUACCAGGGCAACACGUUUUAAGGCCAAGUUAAUUUCCACAAACAGCAAUUCAACAAAUGGAAAUGGAGAAAAAUCUAACGCUGGCGGUAGUAAUUCAAAGACACAGACUAAGGGUCGUAAUCGACGAAGUCUUUUCAAACGUGUACCAUUUAAAACACCACAGGCUCAAGCCACCACACACUCCGUUGAAAGUGUCUUCCACAAGGGUUCCUAUUUGCAAGUUGGUGACAUUGUAUCGCUUGUGGAUAGUGAAGAUAAUGUAUAUUAUGCUCAAAUACGUGGCUUAUUGAUCGAUAAUUAUUGUGAAAAAUCUGCCUUCCUCACCUGGCUAAUACCCACACAAGAAAGUCCAGAUCCCAAGGAUGGUUUUGAUCCAGCUACAUAUUUGAUAGGCCCUGACGAAGAACUUUCACGAAAAUUGUCCUGCCUGGAGUUUGUUAUGCAUGCUCCUAGCAAUUACUAUUUAGAUCGAACAACACCAUUUCCCCUGCCUGAUUCGAUGGAAUGCGACACAAAGCCAGGCGGUUAUAUAUGGACCAAAUUACCAGAAUAUCAAAGGAAUAAAGCCAUCGAAGUGUGAGGAAGCCAGAACAAGUUGUAUACAAAACAAAAUUAAAUAUUUAUUUAAAAAUAGAAAUUCUCAAAACAUAAAUAAAAUAAAAGAAACAUAAACCAUUUAA